CAUUAUAAAUAGGGGUUUUGGUCAGUCGCUUAUCCACCAUCUAGGCGCUUAAAAUUUUAUUUCCUUUGUAAAAUCUCCUCUAAAUCCUGAAGAAAAUGUCUUGCUGCGGAGGAAACUGUGGCUGUGGCUCUGGCUGCAAGUGCGGCAGCGGCUGCAACGGAUGCGGUAUGUACCCUGACAUCUCGGAGACCACCAGAACUGAAACCCUCAUUGCAGGAGUUGCACCAGCCAAGAAGUUCAACGAGGGAUCUGAGAUGAAUUUGGGUGCUGAGAGUGGACAUGGCUGCAAGUGUGGAUCAAACUGCAACUGUGAUCCGUGUAACUGCAAGUGAGAAACCAGACUGAACAUGGACAUGGAUCCAUCAGAGCAAUAGUACUUAAUCUUGGUGUUCAAUAAAACCCUAAAAAAAAUAGAAAAACAAAGAUGAAAAGGGAAAAAAUGAAAAGAGAAAAAGAGAGAGUUGGUUAAUAAUAUGUAUAAUAUAUCUAUAAUACUUGGCUUGCUGUAAAUAAAACAGCCAUGAAAAGUAAUCCGCUGGGAUUUCAGUUUCAUGGCUUGUUUCAUGUGUUGUGGCCUCUCUGCUUUGGUGGUUUGAUCUUUUUAACUUUGUGACUUCAAUUAUUAUGGUAAUACAUAUCCUUUCACUUA
Molecule: messenger RNA, 649 nt
Organism: Manihot esculenta (cassava)
Lineage: Eukaryota; Viridiplantae; Streptophyta; Magnoliopsida; Malpighiales; Euphorbiaceae
Product: metallothionein-like protein type 2
Exons: 3
Coding region: 96-332 (78 amino acids)
Molecular function (GO): metal ion binding
Source: RefSeq, a predicted model, not a curated record